Molecule: messenger RNA, 2078 nt
Organism: Cyprinodon variegatus (sheepshead minnow)
Lineage: Eukaryota; Metazoa; Chordata; Actinopteri; Cyprinodontiformes; Cyprinodontidae
Product: regulator of G-protein signaling 21-like
Source: RefSeq, a predicted model, not a curated record
AUGAUUAUUGGACCUUUAACACAUUUCAGCAGCAACAACACAGCAACCAUGUGGAAAACACCAUGGAGUUUUUCACUCACUGGUAGAUUUUGUUGCUUUCCCAAGGAUCCACUGGACGAAGUUGAGACUUGGAGCGAAUCUGUGGAUAAAGUCCUCAGUAGCAAAGCCGGACAGAUAGCUUUCCGGGAGUUCCUGAAGUCUGAAUACAGCGAGGAGAACAUACUGUUUUGGCUCGCUUGCGAGGACUACAAGAAAAUCAAGACCGUCCCAGAGAUGAUCUCCUCCGCCAACAGCAUCUACUCAGAGUUUGUCCAGACAGAUGCACCCAGACAGAUCAACAUCGACUGCACUACCAGAGAAAACAUCACAAAGAACAUCUCCCAGCCGACCCUGAAUUCCUUUGACACAGCACAGAAGCUGAUCUACAGCUUGAUGGCGAGGGAUUGCUACCCGCGCUUCCUAAAAUCUGACAUCUAUCAGGGACUCCUGAGGAAAGCCGACUCGAGGUGACUGUUCAAAAUGAAAGGCCCCUGUGAAAUUCUCCUGUUGGGCUCUGAUCUGCUGUAGCUUUCUAUGAUGCUGUGUGGAUAACAGGUUUAUGCCAUACCAUCCUCAUUCUAAGCUUAGGAGAUGUAGUUUUGUUUUUCUCAGCCUGUGUGAUUCUGUAGUGAGUUACACCUCCAGAACAUUUAUUAUUUUAACUAUGUUAAGAUAGAGAUAAUAUUUUAGACUGUGCACAUUUCCCUUGAUAAUUCUUUUUCAGAAGUCUAAGAUUAUAUGAACCCAUUUCCUCAUUUUUAAGUAUUAUCACAACUUUGAUUGAUUAUGCCGAAAGAAAUGCUAAUUUGUUUAACAGGUUUUUGUCCUCAUUGUAAUUUGCAAACAUAUAUUCAUGUCUUGGGUUUACUCACAGCUCAAAGUUUCUUUCUGUCUGUGCACUUUAGUUGUUUUUUUUUUUUCUUUCUUUCUUUUUUUAAAGCUUACAACCUGAAUAUAUUCUGCUAGGGUGUGGCUGUUUUGAGUGCAAUGCAAAUUGUGGAUCCUGUCGACAGGGUAGGGGAAAAAAAGUUCACCACUCAAACACUAGGUGGCAGCAGAGUGCUAGAAAUGGAAAAAUGCCUCCUCACUUCCUCUGUGGAAGUCUAAAAGUGUCACAUGUUUGGUUUGCUUGAAUUAAUAAGUAAUAAGAUAUUUUUUACAUGUUUUGAUUUAAAAAAAAAAUGUCUGAAAAUAAACACUUUAAAUUAGAAAAUUAAUUUCACUACAAUAACUUCAAUAUCCUGACACUAUUUAAUACACAUUUAAAUGUGUAAAUAAUUUUGUAAAAGUUGGAUGAUGUUUUAGAAAUCAUACAAUUAUUAAAUGAUUUACAAUAUUUAAUUAUGUUAUCUUGAGUUAUUGAGCUUAAAAUCGCUUACAUCAGACUCUGUGUGUGUGGAAACUUUUCUGUUGACACCUUCAUUUGACUGCAGUAAUGUAAUUGUGAAGGUUUGCCAAUCCAGAGCUUUAAUAAUUUAUCCCAUUGUGAUGAGCAAUAUGAAGUAAUAAAAAUAGUGAAAUAACUGUAAAGUUAUUAAACAAAAUGAAUUAAGGAUUAAAUUAACAGUACUGAUAUGUCACUCAUAUUUAUUUAUACAUACAUAUAUCUUGUCUGUCUGUCCACCAUCUUUAUUACAACCACAUUAUCACAAUUCAGUUAAUUAUCCAAUGUAUUGUUUUGGCAUUACUGGACUACCAUACUUUCAGUAAUUCAAGCUAAAACAUCCAUUUAUUGAAGAAAUUUAUGAAUCAACUCUGUCUCAUUUUAAACUAAGCAGGCGUGCAGCCGAAAACCACUAUGUUGGUGGUCUGGGGGAGAACAGCACACUCAUUAUGAAAAAGUAUCUGAACACAUUGAAAUCAAAACUGCUGAGCUGAUAAGUCUGAUAAGUCACGCUAUGGAUAAAACCCAAUUUUGAUUUAAGAUGAACCAAAGCCAUGGAGAAAUACUACGAGUUCUGGUGUCGUUUCUCGUUUCUUUUUGGAACAUGAUGGAUUUUACAAGCUAAUGUAAUAGGUUAUGCAAACAGAUGCAAAUA